This is a messenger RNA of Anisakis simplex (herring worm), 375 nucleotides long. Lineage: Eukaryota; Metazoa; Nematoda; Chromadorea; Rhabditida; Anisakidae. The record is from the annotation of a GenBank genome assembly.
AUGCUUCAAGGUCUGUGUUUGGCAACUGACGUACGACCGAUGUUACGUGACAAUAAGGUGUUCGAUAAUCAUAACGCCGUCGAGCGAGCCGUCAGCAAAGGGCAUUGUCUUUUCAAAAUUAGCUCAUGUACCUCGUUUCCUAUGCAUGAUUUCUAUAGAUGUGUAACGUGUAAUACCACAGAACGAAAUGCGAUUUGCAUAAACUGUAUAAACGUUUGUCAUAAGGGACAUCGUGUGGAAUUCGUACGGCAUGAUCGAUUUUUCUGUGACUGUGGCGCUGGAACGUUGGAGAAUCAGUGCUGUUUGCAGUCGGAAACACGCGAUAAUGAUACGGUCUAUGAUUCGGCGACACCGACGGAUUCGGAAACCGUUUAG